AUGGCACACCAUGUCCACCACGUUGGACGCUGCCUGUGCGCCUUGAUCCUUUCGUGCGCGGCAGAGAUUCGCCCGGAUGAAGGGAGCCCGGGGUUCCUACAGAUGGACCUGAGCCUCGUGCUGCAGGAACCAUCCACUGCCGGCUUCGGUAGCUCAGUGGGCUUCUUCCUUUGGCACGCAGAUGCUCAUGUGGAUCCCUUCUACCAAUCUGAGCAUCGACAGUGCAAGGAGAACCUCACUCUCCUGGAGCAGAACCCCUUCGGCAUCAUGUCCUGCGAUCCUCCUCCAAAGCUGUUGCACUCGGCGCUGGCCGAGUCCCGGCUGCGCGCGGCAGAGGCUGGGCAUGCAGCAUUUGCUCUCUACACCGGCGACUUCGUGCGACACUCCAUACGUGAGAUGCCCGAGCCGGCAGAGAAUGCAUCGCAGAUUGUUAAGCAAGUGUCACUCUCGGCCAAGAGUUUCUUUCCAGAGACCCCCUUGGUUUUUGGAACCUUGGGGAACUCUGAUGCCAAGCAGGAUUACUACCAGGAGGUCACAAGCAAUGAGUCUUCAAAUCCCUGGUUCGAAAAGCUUGGCGGUCCGAUCCACGGGGCUGGAGGUAUGAAACAGAAGGUGCUGGAGCAGUUCAAGCACGGCAGCUACUUCGAAACCACUGAAGGAAAUGUGACCAUUUUGAGCCUGGCCACUGUGAUCUACUCUGUGGAUCAUUUGCCCUUUGGCCCCCUGGAGGAGGAUCCCUUCGGUCAGUUCCAAUGGCUCCGAAAGAGGCUGCGCCUGGCGGCUCUGGAGCAGCGCAGAGUCCUGAUCGUCGGCCACAUCUCGCCGGGGAUUGAAACCUUCGGCUAUACCGAGCUAUGGCGUCCCCAAUAUGUGGCCCAAUACCUGGAGAUCGUUCAAGAUCCAGUGCUUGGAUCCAUCGUCUCGGCACAACUCUUCGGCCACGUGCACAAGGACGAGAUACGAAUUCUGCCGAAAGCCCCCCGUGGUGCGGGACCCAUUUUUUUGUCGUCGUCCUUGAGCCCGGUUUACUACAACAACCCAUCAUUCAAGCUGGUGGAAUACGACCGACGGACGGGUCGCUUGCUGAACCUCAAGACCUUCAUUUCAGAUACAUUUUCAUCAUCGCAACCAAGCGGUGCACCUACGUGGAGGUUUGGCUAUGACCACGUCAGUGAGUAUGGUUUCAGUUUUGCUGGUCUCACUAUGGCGGAGAUGGUGAAUUUCACAGCCAGCUUGCUGGAUGGCGGAGAAAAUUAUCAAAAGUAUGCUUCGUGGUAUGCCACCGGCUAUCCAAACGAGCUGGAGCAUUACAGCCUCGAAGGAAACACCACUUGGAAUUCCACCUGGAAACAGCAGCGGCGUCGGGAAUACGUGUGCGCCAUGGUCAUUCAAACUGCGGCGGAGUUUGCACGUUGCGCCGGCCUGAGUACCUGGCAAUUGCCAAGUCUGAUGGAAGACAUUGAUCGCUUAAUCCUGGGUCGCUUGCUUGCUUGGGCGAUGCGCUCCCAGACGCCCACAGCGAAGAAGAUCCUGCAGAUGGCCAAUCGGGGAGAAUGGGAGGAGCUGCUAUCUCUCUUCCGCGGCUUAGCCAGUCUCGGCUACAGGGGCCGCGGGUCGCAACAGGUGCAGGAGCAAUUCUUUCAAGCUCCCAUUGGAUUGGAGGACCCAUCUCUCUUUGAUGAUGAGGAUGACGACGAUGAUGACGAUGGUGCAUCACUACGAGAUGUCGUUGCAGGCUUUUUGAACGUCAACAAUUCCAACAUGGCCACUGGUAUCUACCAGGAAGACACCAGAGAAAUCAGGCAUUUGUUGCCUCUAGUGGAAAUGGUCGUUGCGCCAAAGGUGCACGUGGCACAGAAGAAGCGCUUCUUGGAAGAGCUGAGCUAUGCCUUGAGACCACAGGAGCUACAACCCCAGGCUCGAGAGAUGUUCGUCCGUCAGGCCUUACAGCGAGGGGUGGUAAUUGAAGCCGUCAGACUCAUUGAGACGGCUUCUUCAGCUGUGGCUGCCGCAGCCACCAACUUUCUAGGGGACUUUGCAUUCAAUUCCGACAGGGGCUCCAAGGAGGUGUUGAAGGUCUUCGACCGUAUUGCUGAUCGCUUUCAACGGCUCUUCUCCUCCUCUUCAGACAAGGCUGCCCUGAUGAUCUCUGAGGAUUGGCUGCUACAGGCAGCCAUCUUGUUGUGUGUAAACAUUGCUGCGACCUGUCCAGCAGGGCACCUGAAGCUGGUUCGUUUAGUUCAGCCGGUGUGCUUGAAGAUCCUACAAAGUCCACAGGUGGGGGACAAGCUGCGCGGAAACACCAUUCUGUUGCUGGCCAACCUCUCCAUGACGGUGUUGAAUGAAUUGCGAGAGCUACAAGUAGCCAAUGUUUUACUGCAACUGGUGGAAAAUUGCGCCAUCUCCGAACAAGGCAAGAGUGUGGCCGAGUCGGUCAUCAUCUUCCUCCAUGGCGAGGAGAAAUCGACCCAGGUGGAUAUCUUGAUGGAUAGAUCCGUGGUGACCAACUACUGCAUUCCAAUUAUGGCCCAUACGCUGAAGGGCUCCGAGUUUCGUGGCAUGUUCCCCCACCUUUUGUACAGUGCGAAGUUGUUUCAGGUUCUCUCCAGGUGCCGACACUAUGCAGAACGAUUGGUGCAAGAUCCGCAUAAGGUGGUGCACCUCUUGUUGAGAGCAGUGAACCCCAAUGGACCUCCACCGAGAGUUGAGACGGACUAUGAAGGCCGACGUUUGGUGCUGGAGGCACUGUGGUCGUUAGCUCGAUUCAAGCUGUGGCCGGCGGAGAAUGAUGAAGAGAGUAUGAAAUUCAUCGAGACAGACAAGGGCCUCAAGCAACUUCGUGCUGACCGUCACAUUGGCAUCCGAACGGCUGCUGCAGGGAUUUAUGCUCAGCUUCAUAGUGAUUUGGUGCUGGAGAUGCUCAUGGUAGGGAAGCGCUUGGAAGCAGAUGGAUGGCUUCCUCCCGGGUUUUGGAAGCAUCGCAUUGCUUCGCUCCUCUAUCCCUUUCUCGCAGAUGCCCAACCGGGUCAAGCAUAA
Cladocopium goreaui is the source of this 3036-nucleotide messenger RNA. The record is from the annotation of a GenBank genome assembly. Lineage: Eukaryota; Dinophyceae; Suessiales; Symbiodiniaceae.